Messenger RNA from Mycosarcoma maydis (corn smut), 1875 nucleotides. RefSeq lists its product as uncharacterized. Gene Ontology annotation, biological process: regulation of exit from mitosis. Gene Ontology annotation, cellular component: nucleus. The transcript has a single exon. NCBI's taxonomy places the organism in Eukaryota, Fungi, Basidiomycota, Ustilaginomycetes, Ustilaginales. Bases 1 to 1875 code for a protein of 624 amino acids. The record is from RefSeq and is a predicted model, not a curated record.
AUGUCGUCGCAUCAAGAGCAGCCAGAUGGUGCUCGACGUCAAAGGCUGCGACGCGGAGGAUCGAGAUGCAGCCACUCUUGCCGGCUUGACGUACCGUCGCUAAACUUGGGCUCCAACAUGACCUUGCAACUAGCCCACGAACACAAUGGACGUUUGUUGGCGCAUGCCCACGAUAGUAGUCCCAAUCAGCGAACUCGCAUCUUGCAUGCUUUACGCGAUAGCAACGCCGACCUCAGCAAGGCUCAAAUGUUCGGACACUGUCAUCAGCUCACUGCAAAUCUCAUCGAGUCACUGUUGCAUUAUCUGCUCUUUGCUAAAGGACAGCUCCCCGAACCCAUCAACCAGUUGCGCAAGAGAAAGGAGUCCAAUUUGUGCGGUGCUCGCUCUGUAACACGACGCCGAUCCUCUGGUAGCUCGAACCGCACACGAAAAGAGGAUAAGCUACUGCGUAAGCUAGAUCAUCUUGGACGACUUGUGCAAGAUGCAGCGCAGCAUCUGAGUUGGCUAGCUGACAACAAAGGCGAGGGACCCUCAAGUCGCCCGUAUCCACCAACACAACGCAGCAGCACCUCGAAAGAUCUCAGGCUGCUGGUCGUACUGGGCUCGAGUGCUACCAUGCCUCGCCAUGUUUUCGUGCUCGAUCUCAUCCAGUGCUUAGGCAGGUGCAGCAUCACCGAUGACGACAUUCGAGAUCUGGUCGAUUCCGAUGUAAAUGGCAGUGUCGAAGAGGCCGAAACGCAUCUAGCUCAACUUUUAUCGGAAGAGUCUGGAAAGAAGCGUGAUGCAGCCAGGAUGAAAACUAGCAGCAAUUGGGAGCGCAAGCUGGUUCGCUUGCUUGUCAGUGAGCAACGCCUCGAAGCCUUCUUCGGAUCACCCUUGACGCCAACAAAGACUCAUGUGUUUCUUAGCGCGCCCCUCUCCUUUCGGUGUCCCGGAUGGUCGGCGCGUCCUCACCUCGACUUUGAUCUGGAUUCUUUGUGCGAGCCCGAUGCGACGACAUCGGAUGACGUGGAUCUUGUUUGCGACUCGGUAGACACAAGCAUCUUACUACCAAAGCUUGGUAGCGCUACUUUGUUGCACAAGAGAGCGCCACCGAGCCCGUUGCAAGGCCAGGAGGCAAAGUGGCUCAAGAACAAGUCGGCACGCGAAUCGUGCUCUUCUGUGGCAGAUUCUUGGCCCGAGGAUAGCGCCUCGGAGCAGUUCGGCGAGUCGAGCAUGAGUUCUGUCUCGGAUGACAGUCGACCUGCAUCAGUCGCAGACAAGCCUUGGCGUUUCGGUUGCAGCCAAGCGGCAUCAGUUGCAGAAGGCUGGCUCGCAAAGUGUAGCAGCGAGCAUUCGGUCCAAUCGUCUUGGCUAAAUCAUGGAUUGCACAGCAUCGAGACGAGCCGUACUGGAUCCUCGCUCGGGUCAUCGACAGUGUAUGGCCACGACUCGCACGACGCAGCGAUAGAAUCGUCUCGAGAAGUCGCUCCAAGCUGUGAAGAUGGGCAGGAGCCAGAUAUCCAUUACCAAGGUGCGACGAACGAGGUCAUCAAUCAGGUUCCAGCAGCUUGUGUCGCAGCACAUGACGGCAAACUCGGUCCUAGACGUCGGUCUCGUGAGCCCAAGGAAGGAGGGCUACUCAGCCGUAAUCUACUGAGAGCCAAGCACAGCCGACAAACUGGGUACACAGCAUCCGAUUCGAGUUCGGUGCGAUCGGUUGCCUCGUCUCUUAGACGUGUACCUCGUUGUGCUGGUCUACGGAUCGACUUUUCCGACGCGGAGCCAUCGUUGAUAAACGACUCGCUCAUCAAAGAAGCGGAUAGUAUUACCCAAGAGCCAAGAACGGAGCGCUGUUGGUUUCAAUGCGAAGCGGUGCUAGAAGGCUUUCGUUGA